AUGUCUAGCGAUUUCGCUAUCUAUAUUCGAGACAAACUUUUUGACAGCAAAACAUCUGUCGACCAUAAAAUCUUACAUAGUGUAAACAAGAAAGGUGAAUUUGUUCUAAAGUUCUGUUUCUGGGAAUAUGACAAGAACCAUAAAACAUUACAAAGAGCAGUCUUAAAAUUUGUCAAUGACAGACUUGUUGACAGAGAUGACGCCGAUUGGAAAGAUGAAGUCCAACAAAAGUUCUUAGAAUGCAAAGAAGGCACAUGCGCUGUUCUUGAAGAUGAAAUAGAAAACAGAAUAGAAGAGCUAUUAAAGGACAAAGAACUUUUACAUAAAUAUGGUUCUGAGAAAUUUGACAUAACUCCACCAGAGAAGAAGAAGAAGAGAGAAAAGAAAGAAAAGAAAGUAGAAGAAAAGAAAGUAGAAGAAAAGAAAGUAGAAGAAGAGAAGAAAGAACCUGAACCAGUUCCAGAGAAAAAGAAAUUUGACAUGUAA
This is a messenger RNA of Trichomonas vaginalis G3, 486 nucleotides long. RefSeq lists its product as uncharacterized. The transcript has a single exon. The coding region runs from base 1 to 486 and encodes 161 amino acids. Lineage: Eukaryota; Parabasalia; Trichomonadida; Trichomonadidae. The record is from RefSeq and is a predicted model, not a curated record.